Molecule: messenger RNA, 2484 nt
Organism: Lodderomyces elongisporus
Lineage: Eukaryota; Fungi; Ascomycota; Pichiomycetes; Serinales; Debaryomycetaceae
Gene: GLN4
Product: glutamine--tRNA ligase
Exons: 1
Coding region: 1-2484 (827 amino acids)
Biological process (GO): glutaminyl-tRNA aminoacylation; translation
Cellular component (GO): cytoplasm; cytosol
Molecular function (GO): glutamine-tRNA ligase activity; ATP binding
Source: RefSeq, a predicted model, not a curated record
AUGUCAUCUCCACAAGACGACUUGAGCGAACUUUUCAGCAAAGUUGGUUUUGAGGAUAAAAAGGCCAAGGAAAUUGCCAAGAACAAGAAAGUGGCCUCUUUAUUGCAAACCAUUCUUUCCAAAUCCGAUGCCACCAGUUAUGACGAUGAGAAGAAAUUGGCAUUGUUGCAUCAAUUGGCAGUGGCCGAAAACAAGCAAGGCAAAGAAGUACCACAUGUAGAACUUUUGAUCAAGGCGAUCAAUAAGGGCGAUAUCAGGACUACUGUUCAACUCUCAGAAGGUGUAAAGUUUUUGAAUGCAAGGGAAGGACAAUCUGCACCUGAGCAAGAGGACUUUGACGAAGCUACUGGUGUAGGAAUCAAUGUCUCUGAAGAAGAAGCCAAAGACUUAAUCUCCAAGUACCUUGAUACUAUCAAAGAAGAGGUUGAGUCAAAGAGGUAUUCCAUUUUGCCCAAGGUGAUGUCUGAUGUCAAGGCACAACCUGUGUUGAAAUGGGCACCACCCAACUUAUUCAAGCCUAUUCUUGACUCGCUUUUCUUGGAAAGAAUUGGACCAAAGGAUGAGAGAGAUGCAAAGAAGAAAGAAAAGAAAAAGUCCAAGUCUUCUGAGAUUGAAACCGAGAACGGUAUUGGUAAAGAAAAUGCUGGAAAAAAGAAAAGUGGAGCAAGCGCAAACAACACUGGCAAGGAGGAGAAGGAUGACGAGAAGGAGGAGAGAUCAAUGUUUUCUGAAGGUUUUCUUGGCGAUUUGCAUAAGCCGGGUGAAGAGCCACAAAUGUAUCCUGAGUUGCUCAAGGAGCAUAAUGAGUUUAUCAAGGGUCAAGUUUAUACCAGAUUCCCUCCUGAACCUAAUGGGUUCUUGCACAUUGGACAUUCGAAAGCUAUUAUGGUUAAUUUUGGUUAUGCGCAAUUUAAUAAUGGUAAGUGUUAUUUGAGAUUUGAUGAUACCAACCCUGAGGCUGAAGAAGAAGUAUACUUUAAUUCUAUUAAGGAGAUGGUUUCGUGGCUUGGAUUCAAGCCUUGGAAAGUCACGUAUUCGUCUGAUUAUUUUGAUGAGUUGUAUGAAUUUGCUAUUCAACUUAUUAAACUGGACAAGGCGUAUAUUUGCCACUGUACUGCUGAAGAGGUUAAGCUUAGUCGUGGUCAAAAGGAAGAUGGAACGUUGGGUGGUGAGAGGUUUGCAUGUAAGCAUCGCUCGCAAGAUAUUGAGCACAAUUUGAAGGAGUUUGAGAAUAUGAAGCUUGGGAAAUAUGCUGUUGGUGAAGCUACUUUGCGUAUGAAGCAAGAUUUGAAUAGUCCUUCGCCUCAAAUGUGGGAUUUAGUUGCAUACCGUGUAUUGAAUAAGCCACAUCAUCGUACUGGAAGUAAGUGGAAGAUUUAUCCUACAUAUGACUUUACGCACUGUUUGGUUGAUUCCAUGGAAAACAUUACUCACUCGUUGUGUACCACUGAGUUUAUUUUGUCGAGGGAGAGUUAUGAGUGGUUGUGUGAUGCCUUGCGUGUUUAUAGGCCAGCGCAACGUGAAUAUGGUAGAUUGAAUCUUACUGGAACGAUUAUGUCUAAGCGAAAGAUUGCCAAGUUGGUUAAUGAGGGGCAUGUGCGUGGAUGGGAUGAUCCUAGGUUGUAUACAUUGGAAGGUAUUAAGAGGAGAGGUGUUCCACCGGGUGCUAUUCUUUCCUUUAUCAAUACGUUGGGUGUUACCACUAAUGCGACAAAUAUUCAAACCACGAGGUUUGAGAGUGCUGUGCGAAGCUAUUUGGAUCAAUCUACGCCAAGGUUGUUUUUGGUGUUGAAUCCUGUUGAGGUGCAUAUUGAUAAUUUGGAUGAUUCUUUUGAGUUGGAGGUUGAGAUUCCGUAUAAGCCUGGUGUUGAUGUUAACAAGUUGGGUAAUAGAAGGAUGGUUUUUAGAAAUAAGAUUUAUAUUGAUCGUGGUGAUGUUAUUGAUACGCCAGCUGAUAAGGAGUUUUAUAGGUUGGCUCCCGGUCAGCCUGUGGGUCUUAUGAGGGUUCCAUUUAAUAUUAGUUUCAAGUCUUUGGAGCAUAGAGAUGGUAAGACGAUUGUGCAUGUCAAUUACGAUGAGAUUAAAGAGGGUAAGCCAAAGAAGCCAAAGACGUAUAUUCAGUGGGUGCCAGUAAAUGAUUGUAUUCAUGUUAAGGAGGUGAGGAUUUAUAAUCAGUUGUUUAAGUCUGAAAAUCCAGGUGCGCAUCCCGAUGGUUAUUUGGCAGAUCUUGCUGAAGAAAGUGAGUCUGUUUUGUUGAAUGCGGUGAUUGAGUCGAACUUUAGUGAGAUUGUUGACAAGUCGCCAAUGAAUUUGGAGAUUCCCAACUCACAGUUUAAUAUUAAGGAGCUGGAAGGACCCAAUACCAUUAGAUUCCAAGCUUUGAGAGAAGGGUACUUUUGUGUUGAUAAGGAUUCCAAGGGUGUAGGUGAAAAUGAGUUAAUUUUGAACAGAAUUGUUACCUUGAAAGAAGAUGCUAAUAAAUAA